CUUCAUUAAGAAAUCAUACCUUACAAACCAUCAGAGAACACAUACACAGGAGAAACCUUAUGUGUGUACCAAAUGUGAGAAAUCUUUCUGCCAGAAGUCAAACCUAACUGUUCAUCAGAGAAUCCACACAGGGGAAAAACCCUAUGGAUGUAAUGAAUGCGGGGAAUCUUUCUGCCAAAUGUCAGCCCUUGUCUAUCAUCACAGAAUACACACAGGAGAGAAACCCUAUGAAUGUAUUCAGUGUGGGAAAACCUUCUACCAGAAGUCAGCCCUUGGUGUACAUCAGCGAACUCACACAGGGGAGAAACCCUAUGAGUGUAAUGAAUGUGGGGAAACCUUUUACCAGAAGUCAGUCCUCACUGUACACCACAGAACUCACACAGGUGAGAAACCAUAUGAAUGUAAAGAAUGUAGGAAAACUUUCUACAAUAAAUCAGCCCUCACCGUACAUCAGCGAACUCACACAGGGGAGAAACCAUACGAAUGUAAAGAAUGUAGAAAAACCUUCGCCCAGAAGUCAAAACUCACAGUACAUCAGAGAACUCACACAGGGGAAAAACCCUAUGAAUGUAAUGAAUGUAGAAAAACUUUUUGCCUCAAUUCAGUUCUUACUAUACAUCAGAGAACUCACACUGGGGAAAAACCUUAUGAAUGUAAUAAAUGUGGGAAAACCUUCAGCCAAAAAUCAAACCUCAGGAUGCAUCAGGGUACUCACACAGGGGAAAAACCCUACGAAUGUAGUGACUGUGGAAAAACCUUCCACCAGAAGGCAGUCCUCACUACACAUCAGAGAACUCACACAGGGGAAAAACCCUACAAAUGUAAUGAAUGUGGAAAAUCCUUUAGCCAGAAGUCAAACCUCAGGAUGCAUCAGAGUACUCAUACAGGGGAGAAACCUUAUGAAUGUAAUGAAUGUGGAAAAUCCUUCUACCAAAAGUCAGUCCUCGCUACGCACCAGAGAACUCACACAGGGGAAAAACCCUAUGAAUGUAAUGAAUGUGGAAAAACCUUUCGCCAAAGGGCAAACUAUAGCAGGCAUCAGAAAAUUCACCUGGGAGAGAAACCCUAUGAAUGUAAUGCGUGUGGGGAAACCUUCUACCAGAAGUCAUCUUUCACUGUGCAUCAGAGAUCUCACACAGGUAAGAAAUCCUAUGAAUGUAAUGAAUGUGGGAAAAUAUUCUACCAGAAGUCAUCCCUCACCAUACAUGAAAGAAUUCACACUGGGGAGAAGCCCUAUGAAUGUAUCGAAUGUGGGAAAACCUUUUGCCAGAAGUCAACCCUCAAUAGACAUCAGAGAACUCAUGGAGGUGAGAAACCAUAUGAAUGUAAAGAAUGUAGGAAAGGGUUCUACCAGAAGUCAGCCCUCACACUGCAUCACAGAACUCACACAUGUGAGAAGGCCUAUUAAUGUAUUGACAGUGACAAGCCAUCACCAAAACAGAUGUUACAGUACAUCAGAGGAUAUGUACAGGGAAUAAAUCCUGUACAUUUAACCAAUGUGAGAAAUUUUUCAGCCUUAAAUCAUGCCUUACUAUGUGUCCAUCAGAGAAUUCACACAGGGAAAAACUCUAUGGCUGUAAUGAAUGUUGGAAAAACCUUUUAGUAAAUGUCAAACCUCAGGCAUCAGGAAAUUCACACAGGAGAGAAACACUAAGAAUGUAAUGAAUAUAGGAACACCUUUUGGCUGAAGUCACACUUCAGGUAUCAGGGAACUCAUAUAG
Molecule: messenger RNA, 1721 nt
Organism: Propithecus coquereli (Coquerel's sifaka)
Lineage: Eukaryota; Metazoa; Chordata; Mammalia; Primates; Indriidae
Product: zinc finger protein 33B-like
Exons: 1
Coding region: 179-1408 (409 amino acids)
Source: RefSeq, a predicted model, not a curated record